This is a messenger RNA of Dinoponera quadriceps, 2136 nucleotides long. RefSeq names its product protein no-on-transient A-like. Gene Ontology annotation, cellular component: nucleus. The coding region runs from base 156 to 1919 and encodes 587 amino acids. Gene Ontology annotation, molecular function: RNA binding. NCBI's taxonomy places the organism in Eukaryota, Metazoa, Arthropoda, Insecta, Hymenoptera, Formicidae. Gene Ontology annotation, biological process: regulation of DNA-templated transcription. The record is from RefSeq and is a predicted model, not a curated record. The transcript has 10 exons.
CGCGCUUCGUCGUUCUUUCCGCCAUUGGACGUCGUAGUGAACGAACGCUCGGAGCGGGCGACUGAACGGAAGAGAAAGUGCAACGUUGGAACUCUCACAGUUUCGCGUGCUCUUCACUCGGGACGCGUUCUUCGGAAAGGGACUGAGCAACGACGAUGGCCGGAACGGAGACAUCGAACGUGAAAUCGGAACCACCGAAUGCGCCCGCCGAGAACAGCAAUGAGAAUCAGCGCGGUGAGCGAAACCCACCGGGCGGCGGACCUCGCGGACCUCGCGGCCGAAAAGGAGGCACUCGCUUUUCAGGCGGUCGCGGCGGAAUGGGCGGAGGCGGCGGCGGUGGUGGCGGUGGAGGCGGCGGAGGCAGAAAUGAAGCGAUGAAAAUGAAUGAUUCCAUGGAUGGAGGCAUGGAUAACCCUAUGCCGGAAGGCAUAGGUGGAAUGGGUGGUGGAAUGGGAGGUGGAAUGGGAGGUGGUAUGGGAAUGGGUCGCGGCGGAAUGCGCGGUGGUGGAAGAGGUGGACGUGGCGGCGGCGACAGAAAUAUGGGCGAUAGAAAUAGAUCGCAAGAUGACCGACUGAUGGAACGUAUCAUGGCUAUCAGUGGACCUACUCAUGAGCUUCCACCUCAAGAAGUGACAGAGAAGAAAUUUAGCGGCAGAAAUCGCUUAUACAUUGGCAACUUGACAAAUGAUGUUACAGAAGAAGAGAUACAGACAAUGUUCCGCAAAUAUGGAGAAAUAUCUGAGCUGUUUGUUAACAAAGAGAAGAGUUUUGCCUUCCUCAGGAUGGAUUAUAGAAUAAAUGCUGAAAAAGCAAAGCACGAAUUAGAUGGUACGAUGCGCAAAGGUCGUGCGUUGAAGGUACGUUUCGCCCCUCACUCAUCAACAAUCAAGGUGAAAAAUCUUACACCUUGGAUAUCCAACGAGCUUCUUGAAAAGUCCUUUGGUGUAUUCGGUGAAAUCGAACGUGCAAUUGUCAUUGUUGACGAUAGAGGUAAAAGCACUGGCGAAGGAGUAGUCGAAUAUUGCCGAAAGCCGUCUGCUCAGCUAGCUUUGAGGAAAUGUACAGAAGGCUGCUAUUUCCUCACGGCUUCGCUUCGGCCAGUGGUUGUGGAACCAUUCGAGCAACAAGAUGACGUGGACGGUUAUCCCGACAAAAAUCUACCUCGCAAAAAUCCGGAAUUCUUUAAAGCCCGUGAUAUUGGUCCACGAUUCGCACAAUUGGGUAGCUUCGAGCACGAGUAUGGUACACGAUGGAAACAAUUGCAUGAAUUAUACAAACAAAAGGAAGAAGCGCUCAAGCGAGAAAUGGCGAUGGAAGAAGAAAAACUCGAAGCCCAAAUGGAAUUCGCCAGAUACGAACAUGAGACGGAACUUUUGAGAGAACAAUUACGUAUGCGUGAAGCGGAUCGCGAAAGACAAAAGAGAGAAUGGGAAAUGAAGGAGCGACAAGCCGAAGAACAAAGAACUCGCGAAGAAGAAUUGAGACGGCGUCAGCAGGAGGAAAUGGCAAUACGCAUUAGGAGACAAGAGGAGGAGUUGCAUAGACGUCAACAGGAAAACAAUUUGUUUAUGCAGGAACAAGCAAUACGCAGUACCAGUGGCGGUAUUGGCGGUGGAAAAAAUUACGAGUCUGUUAGUAACAAUGAUCGUGAUGGAUAUGGUCAACCUGACGGUGGAAGCGGCUUGCCAGUGGACCCGAAAUCCUUUAUGGAUGCAUACAACAAUAUGGACCGCGGUAAUCGAGGGGGUUAUAACGAUGAUCGCGGACAGAUAAUGGAUUUGAUGGACAUGAGGGUAGACAUGGGUAACAUGGGUGGUGGUGGUGGUAGUCGCGGAGGUAGUGGUGGUGGCAGCGGACGUUGGCAAGGAAAUGACCGUAAUCGCCCAGAUGAUUAUCCUAACAAACGACGACGAUAUUAAAUGCGAUACACAAUGUGGGAAUAUCUUUCGUUAAUUCCUCCGAUAUAUAUAUAUUUAUAUAUAUAUAUAUAUAUAUAUACACUCUGUUCGCAUUGCGUCCUUCAUUCACUCCUCGCCUUCAUCACAUCACGUCACUUGAUCAGAUCACUUUCUUGAUCAAAGAGGAAAAGGAGUAAUCGAAAGAAAGAGAGAGAGAGAGAGAGAAAGAGAGAGAGAG